This is a messenger RNA of Corapipo altera (White-ruffed manakin), 2518 nucleotides long. Its product is annotated as TBC1 domain family member 25-like. The record is from RefSeq and is a predicted model, not a curated record. Gene Ontology annotation, biological process: activation of GTPase activity; regulation of autophagosome maturation. The annotation marks the transcript as partial. Gene Ontology annotation, cellular component: autophagosome. The transcript has 2 exons. Gene Ontology annotation, molecular function: GTPase activator activity. Lineage: Eukaryota; Metazoa; Chordata; Aves; Passeriformes; Pipridae.
CAGGAGCGCCUGUCCCACCUGCGCCGCAAGGCGGGCGAGUACCGGGCGCUGAAGGCGGCCCUGCGCGCCCGCGCCGCGCCCGCCGAGCUGGCCCAGGUGGGCGCCGCCGUGCGCAAGGACGUGGUGCGGACCGACCGCGCCCACCCCUACUUCGGGGGGCCCGAGGAGGGGCACCCGCACCUGCUGGCGCUGCAGGAGCUGCUGACGGCCUUCGCCCUGGCGCACCCGCGCCUCUCCUACUGCCAGGGCAUGUCGGACGUGGCGGCGCCGCUGCUGGCCGUGCUGGACGACGAGGCCCAGACCUACCUGUGCUUCUGCUCCCUCAUGCGCCGCCUGCGCCCGCGCUUCCGCCCGGGGGGCCGCGGGCUGGCCCGGGCCUUCGCCCACCUGCGGCGGCUGCUGCGGCGCGCGGACCCCCCGUUCUGGGCCUUCCUGGCGGCGCGGGGGGCCCACGACCUGCUCUUCUGCUACCGCUGGCUCCUGCUGGAGCUGAAGCGCGAGUUCGCCUUCGAGGACGCGCUGCGGGUGCUGGAGGUCACCUGGAGCUCGCUGCCCCCCGCCCCGCCCCCGCCCCCCGCGGGGGUCCCGCUCCUGGGGGCGCCCCUGGGACCCCGACGCGCCCGCCGGGCGCUGAGGGAGCGCCGGGCGCUGCGGCCCAGACCCCCCCGCGGCAGGAGGAGGAGGAGGAAGGGGGGGGGGGGAGGGGGGGGCGGAGCAGGGGGGGGGGCUGGGGGGGCUGAGAGCGCCGGUGGUGGCACUGGGGGUCCUGAGGAUGUCCCCGAGGGUCCCAAGAGCUCCAGUGACAUCCCUGAGGGUCCCAAGGACGUCCCUGAGGGUCCCAAGAGCUCCAGUGACAUCCCUGAGGGUCCCAAGGACGUCCCCGAGGGUCCCAAGAGCUCCAAUGAUGUCCCCGAGGGUCCCAGGGACAUCCCUGAGGGUUCCAAGAGCUCCAGUGACCUCCCUGAGGGUCCCAAGGAUGUCCCCGAGGGUCCCAAGAGCUCCAGUGACAUCUCCAAGGGUCCCAAGGACAUCCAAGAGGGUCCCAAGGACAUCCCUGAGGGUCCCAAGAGCUCCAGCGAUGUCCAAGAUGGUUCCAAAGCCCCCACCGUUGUCCCAAAGGGUCCCAAGAGCUCCAGGAACAUCCAGGAGGGUCCUGAGAACUCCACAAACGUCCCAGAGAGUCCCGGGGACGUCCAGGAGGGUCCCAAGAGCUCCAGGAAUAUCCAGGAGCGUCCCAAGAGCUCCAGAAACAUCCCCAAGGGUCCCAAGAGCUCCAGGUACGUCCCCAAGUGUUCCAAGAGCCCCAAAGACCCUGAUGGCUCCAAGGACACGGCUCGAGGUCCUGGUGGUCCCAGGAAGGUCGAGGAAGGCACCGACGCCCUUGAGAUCGACCAACAGCCCAACUUCUCGGGGGGGGUUGGAGAAGAACCCGGAGAGGGAUGUGGUGACCCCAGAGAGGGACACAGUGACCCUAAAGAGGGACACAGUGACCCCAAAGGUGGACAUGAUCCCAGGGAGGGGCCUCAUGACCCCAGAGAUGGACACGAUGACCCCAAACAGGGACACAGUGACCCCAAAGAGGGACACGAUGACCUCAAAGAGCGACACAACCCCAGAGAAGGCCCCGAUGACCCCAAAGGGGAACAUGGUGACCUCAAAGAGGGACAUGACCCCAGAGAAGGACACAGUGACCCCAAAGAGGCACACGAUGACCUUGGACAACGUGACGACCCCAGGAAGAGACGCGAUGACCCCAAAGAUGGACAUGGAUGCGAUGACCCCAAAGAGGGACACAGUGACCCCAGAGAAGGACACAACGACCCCAGAGAGGACCGUGACGACCCCGUAGAGCUUCACGGUGACCCCACGGAGGACCCCGACGCCCACCCCGACCCCACCGCCGAAGACCCCUGGGGCGGCCGCUGGGCCUGGGAGGACUCCGGCUCUUCUUCCUCCUCCUCCUGCUCCUCCUCGUCCUCCUCGUCGGACGAAGAGCUGGGGGUGGAGGACGACGGGGCCCCGCUGCCGCCGCCGGAGGAGCUGGGCCAGGGCAACCCCUUCCUGCUGUUCGUGUGCCUGGCCAUGCUGCUGGAGCAGCGCGACGCCGUCAUGGCGCGCGCCGGCGACUACAACGAGGUGGCCAUGCACUUCGACCGCCUCGUGCGCCGCCACCACCUGCCCCGCGUCCUGCGCCGCGCCAAGGCCCUCUUCGCCGGCUACCUCGAGGGCUGGGGGGGAGCCCCCGCCGCGGGACCCCCGUAGGAGCCGCCGCGGGGACGCCACCGGGAGCUCAGGGUCACCGCGAGGAGCUCGAGGUCACCACGAGGGACUCAAGGUCUUUUUUUGGGGACGCCUCGGUCGCUGGGGGGACUUGUAGGACAAUGUGGAGACCCCCAUAAAACGCAUCCACGGGACACCAUGAGGAGCCCAAGGUCACCGUGAGGAGCUCAAGGUCUUCUUUGGGGACCCCUUGGUCACUGAGGGGACUUGUAGGACAAUGUGGAGGCCCCGUAAAACA